Carica papaya (papaya) is the source of this 512-nucleotide messenger RNA. Lineage: Eukaryota; Viridiplantae; Streptophyta; Magnoliopsida; Brassicales; Caricaceae. The record is from RefSeq and is a predicted model, not a curated record.
CCUCAUGUCCAAAUGUUUUAGUAUGAGUAGUUCCCAACAAUAGUGCCCGGCAAACGAGGGAGAGCUCGAGACUGAGCGGGAGAGACAUGGACGGUCCUGCCGCCAUUCGGUCGGAGGAAACUUUAAACCCUAAUAACGGAGGACCCAGAAAAGAAGAGGAGGCGAAGCCGAAGGUGGUGGUGAUAAUGGGUCCUACAGGGUCAGGCAAAUCAAAACUAGCAAUUGAUCUAGCAUCCCACUUUCCGAUAGAAAUCAUCAACUCCGAUUCCAUGCAGGUCUACCGAGGCCUUGAUGUUCUCACCAACAAGGUUCCCCUCCAUGAGCAAAAGGGAGUCAAACAUCAUCUCUUGGGGACCGUAAGCCCAGACGUAGAGUUCACUGUCAAGGAUUUCCGGAAUGCUGCUAUUCCUAUUCAAGUGUGGAUGAAGGUUGUGAGAGCUGUGGGUAGAGUGGUGGUGUAUCAUCCCACAAUUGAUAUUCCUGAGUAUGUUCCUCCCCCUGAAUAUCAAUAG